Podarcis raffonei (Aeolian wall lizard) is the source of this 1742-nucleotide messenger RNA. Its product is annotated as membrane-spanning 4-domains subfamily A member 15-like. The transcript has 7 exons. NCBI's taxonomy places the organism in Eukaryota, Metazoa, Chordata, Lepidosauria, Squamata, Lacertidae. The coding region runs from base 476 to 1216 and encodes 246 amino acids. Gene Ontology annotation, cellular component: plasma membrane. Gene Ontology annotation, biological process: cell surface receptor signaling pathway. The record is from RefSeq and is a predicted model, not a curated record.
GUUGUUGACAAAGGACAGCUGGACAUAUAAAGGGCCCCUUUACCUUCAGUAGCUUAGGGCCUCAUCAAACCUAAAUCAGGCCCUGCUUUUGUGGUGCAGGAUGUCUCCCCACCCUCAUCCCCCAACCACCCCAUUUUCAGUGGGACAUCUGAGCAAUAAAAGUGCUGGCACAUUUGCAAAGCUAUGUGGGGCCUGGCAAGUUAAACAAGAGGCCCCUGUGCAGCUUCACAGCUCCUCAAGGCUGUCUCUGGUCCGGAUUCAGAAUCUCCCUGGCAGGAAUAGAAUGGAAAGACUCUCCGGGGUGGGGAAAGGAGGCUGCAGCCACAUGCGCGUCACAACAAAAGGAGCGAAUUUCCCCGAAAGGGUAAUGGGGAGGACAAGACGAGGCUGGCCAAAUUCUUCGUGUUGCGCCUUUCACUCCCUGCUGAAGGAACACGGGGCCGCCGGUGUAACUUUGCUUGAAGAUAUCUAAACAAUGGCAACGCAUCAAGGGAGAAUGGCUAGCGGAACGGUGGUGUACAUUCCUGCAAUUGCUGCAAACGUAAUCCAGGCAGGCGAGCAGAUCCCUGGUGCUGUUAUCCAACCAGCAGGGGCAGUACAAUACAUGCCAUAUGUUGGCCAGCAGGUUGGAAGCCCCAGCAACCAGCCUCAACACGUGAAGACAUGGGAAAAACUCCUCAAAAUGGAGACCAAGACUCUGGGGACUGUUCAGAUCUUAAUUGGAUUAAUGCAAAUCAGCUUUGGAGCGCUCCUACUUUUUCUUAUUGGUCACUCCUAUAUAUCUUUUGCUGCUGUUGGAGGUUAUCCAUUUUGGGGUGGAGCAUUUUUCAUUGUUUCAGGAAGCAUGUCGAUGUCAGCAGAGAAACAUCAAACACGCUGUCUGGCGAAAUGCAGUGUGGGAAUGCACAUCACAAGCUCUGUAAUGUCAGCAGCUGGCACCAUUCUAUAUAUAAGUGAUCUGGCUUUCAAUCGAGGCAAUCCUUAUUCACAGAACAUAGGCUUUGGUCUCUCUUUCCUGCUCCUCUUGUUCAGCUUGCUGGAGUUCUGCAUCACCGUUCUGAUGUCACAUAUUGGGUGCCAGGAGAAUUUCUAUAAUCUUGAGACGGCAAUGGUUUUUGUGCCAAACUCUGUCAGCAGUGAUGCCUUGAUUCCCUCAGAAAACAAUCUUGCUCCUCCACGCUAUGAUCCUAUGGAUUUUUCACCAAAUACAGCAUAAAGCACCCAAGUGUGAAGUUUUGGGAAGUGUAACUGCAGCAAAGCAACAGCAGCAAAGCAACAAUAGUCAAUAUUAUCAAUUGCUUUUUCUUUCUGGUGCAUAUAUUCAUCUAGUCUGGAUAUGUGCUAGGACUGCGAUUGUUAGUAGAUGAAUCUAUUGAUUAAUUGAUUACCACAGGGGUGAAGCAGGUGCCUCUAGUUUCAGAUUCUCCUAAACCCUCCUCACCACCUUUCCUUUUCCCAAAUUUAUCGACGGCAAGGAGUGGCACCACAGAGGUCAACCACCACUAGGCCCUAUGAUCCUCGGAUGAAGGGUGGUAUAGAAAUUUAAUUGAUUGAUUGAUUGAUUAAUAAUCAGGCCCAGUGUCAGCACCCAGCAUGGUGGGACAAAUGGCAGGACUGACACCAGUUCCUGACAUCCUUUUGUUUGUAUGUUUCCAGAAAUAUUUUUUAUUAUUCACCAGUCUGAUAAACUAGCAGCUGUCAGAUUUCAGAUAAGGAGACAACUGUCCCUUCCCUGUAAACUA